This is a messenger RNA of Nerophis lumbriciformis (worm pipefish), 1458 nucleotides long. It is a transcript of the gene arl4aa, whose product is annotated as ADP-ribosylation factor-like 4aa. The record is from RefSeq and is a predicted model, not a curated record. Gene Ontology annotation, molecular function: GTP binding; GTPase activity. NCBI's taxonomy places the organism in Eukaryota, Metazoa, Chordata, Actinopteri, Syngnathiformes, Syngnathidae.
CCUCUCGUUUCCCCCCCAAAAAAGCUUCAUAAUCAAAUACAACAGAAAAAGGCGGUUUGUGACUCACUUGAGAUUAAACAUUGAUAGAGCAGCAACCAGGGAAACGCCUGAUAUUCAGCCAGAGCAACAGGUGAUCCUCGUUCCCGGGCAUGUUCGUGACUGACAACCCGUUGAGCCAAUCAGCGGACAGAGACAACUAUAAAUGAACCAAUCGCGUGCGCCGCCUGAGUCAAGAUGGGCGUCAACCAGGACCGCUGAGCCGCGGCUCGGUCAGUCAGCUCCACACCGACCAUCGAGCUCCAACAGGCGGUGUGCUCGCUUCACUCUCACCGGGGAGGAGCGUGGAGGUGGGAAUACGCGACAUUAUCGAGCAUUUAGAGGAGAAGGAGUACGGAGCCGGAUGAAUAAUACCACUACGGAGGGCUCAGACUGGUAGGUUCUCGCUGCUGUCAUUUUGGAUUCUAAAUUACCUUGAGGAUUAAAAGUCAGUUCUUCCUCAUGAGGAAAGAUGGGGAAUGGACUCUCCGAACAACCUAGCUUCUUCUCCAGCAUCCCGUUCUUCCAGUCCUACCACAUCGCCAUCCUCGGGCUGGACUCGGCCGGAAAGACCACCGUCCUGUACCGGCUCCAGUUCAACGAGUUUGUCAACACGGUGCCCACCAAAGGGUUCAACGCCGAGAGGGUGCGCGUGUCUCUGGGCGGCCACAGGACCGUGACCUUCCAGUUUUGGGACGUGGGCGGCCAGGAGAAGCUGCGUCCUCUGUGGAAGUCGUACACGCGAUGCACGGACGGCAUCAUCUUCGUGGUGGACUCAGUGGACGCGGAGCGCAUGGAGGAGGCCAAGACGGAGCUCCAUAAGAUCGCCAAGACCUCGGAGAACCAGGGCGUGCCGCUGCUGGUGGUCGCCAACAAACAGGACUUGAGACACUCUCUGGGACUGGCGGAGAUCGAGAAGCUGCUGGCGCUGAAGGAACUGAGCCCGGGGACGCCGUGGCACCUGCAGCCGGCCUGCGCCAUCAUCGGAGACGGCCUCAGGGAGGGCCUGGACAAACUCUACGACCUCAUCCUGAAACACAGAAAGGCGCUGCGGCAGCAGAGGAAGAAGCGAUAAGGACUCAAGACUGAAGUGAGUCAGGGGUGAAGGACUGAGGAUGUUGUCUUCCACAUCCAACACACAGCUGUCUUUAGGAUUGUCGGCCUGGUGGUGAUGCGGUCUGUCAGGAAGUGAUUUCGUAGAGGAAUACGGUAUGAAGACGAGAACGUUGUAGACUGGUGUGGAUGUAACGGUUUUAUCUGGUUCUGAAGGUUUGAGGUGUGGAAAGGUGAUCAAAGUUUGAUAAUGGAAUGAUUCGUUAAUGUUACUUUUACUAAAAGAUUUGAAAUAUCGAUUAGCGUUAGAAAACCAUCCAGUCAAUUUUUUUGUAUUCUAUUGUAUUUUUUUUUUUUUUUUUUUUUUUA